CAGACAAUCAUUUCUCCUCCAGUCACAAACCCAGCUGAAAACUUCAAGUCAGUGUCACCGGUGAAUCGCCGAUCAAAUCGACGGUAGCAGAAGAUGGGCACCCUAGGAAAGGCCAUUUACACCGUCGGAUUCUGGAUUCGUGAAACCGGACAGGCUCUCGAUCGCCUUGGCUGCCGCCUUCAAGGGAACUACUGCUUCCAGGAGCAACUGUCUAGGCAUCGAACUCUUAUGAACUUAUUUGAUAAAGCUCCUUUGGUCGACAAGGAUGUAUUCGUGGCUCCAGGUGCCUCUGUCAUUGGGGAUGUUCAAGUUGGAAGAGGAUCAUCUAUUUGGUAUGGAUGUGUCUUGAGAGGUGAUGUGAACAGCAUCAGUGUUGGAUCCAGAACUAACAUACAAGACAACUCCCUUGUGCAUGUGGCAAAGUCUAAUAUAAGUGGAAAGGUGCUACCAACCAUCAUUGGGGACAAUGUUACUGUUGGUCAUAGCGCUGUUUUACAUGGCUGUACCGUUGAGGAUGAAGCAUUUGUUGGUAUGGGAGCGACACUGCUUGAUGGUGUUGUUGUUGAGAAACAUGGUAUGGUUGCUGCUGGAGCUCUUGUGAGACAAAAUACAAGGAUCCCUACUGGAGAGGUAUGGGGAGGCAAUCCAGCAAAAUUCCUGAGGAAGCUUACUGAUGAAGAGACACAAUUUAUUUCCAAAUCAGCUACCAAUUAUUUCAACCUUGCACAAAUUCACGCUGCUGAGAAUGCCAAGUCCUUUGAGGAGAUUGAAUUUGAAAAGGCUCUACGCAAGAAGUUUGCUCAUAGGGAUGAAGAGUAUGAUUCAAUGCUGGGUGUUGUCCGGGAAACUCCCCCAGAGCUAAUUCUUCCGGAUACUAUCUUACCAGAUAAAGAAUUAAGAGCUUUUCAAAAGUAAUAAUUCCACAAGGUAUAUUUUAUUUUUGUUUGGUUCAAAUCUUAAGAUUUGACAUCGACAAUCAUUUUGUUGUCUUGUGCAAAUACAAGGGAUUGCUUUCUUUCCCAAUAAUAUCAGACAUGCCCUAGGAUUGUUGCCUCUUUUUAUAGCAUUCAAGCUCCACUCAUACAGUGGUUGGUCGGGAACCCAUUUUGUUCACGGGAGAGACUAAUAUCAUGAAGUGGCAUGUAUGUUUAUCUUCGAUGUCCCCAUGUACCUAAGAUGCAUGUUCUGGAUAAUUUUAUUGUGAUUCUGGACUGUAAUGUUUUUGGUUGACACAUACCAUGAAUAAAUGCUGUAGUAGCCGCAAGAAUUAUACUUCACCUCUCUAACCAUCAAGAAGUUAAUUUCCAAGACCUCUUUUGUUUGUCAGUUACACGUUUAUAUGUGGGUAUGAUAUUGAGUUGCUGAGACUGGAAGAUGAAGGAAACAAGGGAGACGUUGUGGAAUUGGGAUUUCACCGUAUGAAACUCUCAAAAGUCAGAACAUGUGGAUUAUGAAUUGGGGACUGAACGAUUCCUUUUCCUGCCGUCUGGGUUCAACUUGAAACCUCACAUGAACCUAACCCAUGUGCUGAGAGACCUCACCCCUCUCCCUACGCAUGUUGAAAAUGCAAAGACUUUCAUAUUUAAUGUUCAAUAAUGUUAGUGAUCCCGU
This is a messenger RNA of Rubroshorea leprosula, 1611 nucleotides long. The record is from the annotation of a GenBank genome assembly. Lineage: Eukaryota; Viridiplantae; Streptophyta; Magnoliopsida; Malvales; Dipterocarpaceae.